CUGUAUCGAUAGUCGUGUGUCCGCCGUGACUCCAUGUGCCGAGACCUUGUCUACCCGCAACCCGCAGUCGUACGCUGUAGGCCGCCCGGUGGACGACCAUGAGUCCGUGCCUGGAAGUGCCUCAAACUUUGAGCUGUGAUAUCGAGAAAGGCAUCCACGAUCAAGAAGGCUGUGAAACAGAGAAACCAAACAGCUGUGUUGACAUUCCUGUGUCAUCUGCUCACGCUCUACCCGUGCGUCCACGUCUACGUCACUUCUUCAUAGUUGUUUUCAAAAUAGUCGCAGUGGUUCUUCUCCUGACAGUAUUAACUUUUACUAUAUGGUAUUUCUUUGGUUGGAUGAUUGCCUUCGAGUUGAUAAUUGUCGCCAUUGUAGCCAUUUUGGCUGCUGGUGGAGGAAUAAAAUGGUUGAAAAUAAUUUACAAAACCCUACCAAGGGAUUUGACAGCCCUGCAAAGGUAUAUAAGGUUCCUAUGGAGUGUACGAGUUUUAAAAACCAAAGAUAUGAACAUUGGUGACAUUUUUGCCAAACAUGUUGAGAAGAGACCAAACGAUAUCUGUUUCAUAUUUGAAGACACCGAAUGGACAUUUUUAGAGGUGGAGGAGUUCAGCAACAAAGUAGCCAAUGUGUUCAAGUCGCAAGGACUCGUGAAUGGUGACGCAGUGGCCCUCAUGAUGGACAAUCGGCCGGAGUUUGUGUGUUUCUGGCUGGGUCUGUCCAAGAUAGGAGUUGUGACAGCUUUAAUCAACACCAACCUACGCCAGUCAUCGCUCUCACAUAGCAUCAAUGUGGCCAACUGCAAGUGUUUCAUCUACUCCUCCGUGUUCAGUGAAGCUGUUCAGGAGGUGGCCUCUUCUAUAGGCAAUGUGCGUCGCUACAACUGGAGCCCGUCAACACGGCCGGUGUCUACUGUUCAGGAGGGCGAAGAGACUCAACUAGAGGAUGUACUGAAGUCAACCCCUUCCACAACACCCACCCCUAGUAGCAAAGUGGGCUUCAAUGAUAAACUGUUGUACAUCUACACUUCAGGCACCACAGGUCUACCUAAGGCAGCAAACAUUACGCACUGCAGGUUGGUGUUUCUAGCUGGAGCUAUCCACUACCAAGUAGGGUUUGAUGUGAAGGACCGCUACUACACCCCUCUACCUCUAUACCACACAGCAGGCGGGACCAUGGCUAUUGGACAAGCCCUAGUCUACGGUAGCACCGUCGUCAUACGCAAUAAGUUUUCUGCUUCAAACUACUUCGCUGACAUUGUCAAGUAUAACUGCACGGUAGCCCAGUACAUCGGGGAGAUGUGUAGGUAUCUUCUGUCGACUCCACCUAGACCAGAGGACAAGGACCACAAGCUGAGGAUGAUCUUUGGCAACGGAUUGAGGCCUCAGAUAUGGAGAGAGUUUGUUGAAAGGUUCAACAUCCCCAAAGUAGCGGAGUUUUACGGUGCUACGGAGGGAAAUGCUAAUAUAGCUAACAUUGACAACACAGAAGGUGCAAUUGGCUUUGUGUCAAGACUGGUGCCGUCCGUCUACCCGAUAUCCAUAAUAAAAGUAAACCAAGAAACUGGCGAACCUUUGAGAAACAAAGACGGCCUCUGUAUGACCUGUCAGCCUGGUGAACCAGGAGUGUUUAUUGGAAAGAUCAUCCCGAGCAACCCAGCCCGUGCUUUCUUGGGAUAUGUAAACGAGACUGAGUCAAAGAAGAAGAUUGUUCAUGAUGUCUUCAACAAAGGAGACUCUGCUUUUAUUUCAGGAGACCUUUUGGUUAUGGAUGAGUGGGGAUACUUGUACUUCAAAGAUAGAACAGGAGAUACAUUCAGAUGGAAAGGUGAAAACGUUUCAACGUCGGAAGUGGAAGGCCUCGUCAGCAACAUCUCGAACUACAAAGAUUGCGUUGUUUAUGGAAUUGAGAUACCUCGUUGUGAAGGGCGAGCUGGAAUGGCGGCCAUAUUGGAUCCUAACUGUGACCUUGAUUUGACCUCUCUUGCCGAAGGAGUAAAGAAAGCGCUGCCAGUCUACGCCAGGCCUGUCUUUGUAAGAUUACUGCAGGAAGUGGAAAUGACAGGAACAUAUAAACUGAAAAAAUUAGACCUGCAAAAGGAAGGCUUCAACCCAAGCACGAUAGAAGACAAGAUUUACUUCCUCAGCGCCAGUGGAAAGUACGAACUUUUGACGCCAGAACUAUACAAAGACAUCGAAGUUGGUGUGAUAAGAUUCUAAGUAAUGUAUUAAGAUUUUCUAGUAGACUGAUCAAGUCUUGUACCAAUGUAGCCUAGUGUGAUAAAUAUUUUAAUAUUUAUUUACAUCGAAAUCAGGGUUGUGUCUUUUUUUGUUGCUAGAAAUGUAUUUGACUGUACAGGUAUAAUUGUGUAUAAUAUAAGCUGUAUUUUAUCCAAUUUUGACUUUUUUUAUAAAAAUUCAUCUUAUUGAGUGGUCAUCUUGUUUUAUUUCCACAGAUAUUGAUUUGUGACUAAUGAGUUUCUCUCAAUAUAUUUGUUACUUUAGACUUUUCAUUGAGUAGUGUUAAUCCUUCUACAAUGAAUUCUUUGCUAGUCAUACUCAUAAUACAUGUUCUACUCAGUCUUUUACUUUAAGAAGACCGCUUAAAGCUAUCCUAAUUCUGUGCCAAUAACCUUUAAAUUAUUGAUAUGCUGUUUAUGCAUUCCAAUAAUUACUAUGACUUAAAAACAUUUAAUAUUUUUCAAAUACUUGAUUGUAUACUUGUUUUAAAGUCAUGUUUGCAUAAGUAAAAAAGAUUCAGAAUCCUUAGGAUUGGGCCUAAUGUCACAUUAUAUUGCAUUUAAUAAAACAUUCCGAUAUUUUUAAUGCAGAGUAAAUAAAUAAUGUUAAUGUUAUAUCUUUAGAUUAUAUUACCAUAUUAUCUAGACAAAAUCUAUUGACUUUUUCUUUAUUUGUGAAAUAAGUCGAGGCAUGAGUUAUGAAUAUUUUUAAUGAUUUAUAACAGUUGCAAUAUAAUUUGUCCCUUGAUAGAUUCAAAAUCCCUUACAGUAUUUUUAAGAAUGUGAACUAUUAGUUUGUUGUCCAUGACACGUUUUGUUUUUCUAAAUCGAAAGAAUUAUUUAUUUUUGCUCUUUGAUUGUUGACAAGACCAAGACUAUAAGUCUCUAACGCUGUACAUUGUUGUCUACUUAAUGUUUGAAACUAAAGCUGUUUAAUGCAUUAGAUUAGUGUUUUGUUAAUUAAUGUAGGUGUGUAAAGUUGUUAUACAAUGAUUGUGCUGUAAGCAUUUAUUUUUAUAAAGCAUUGUAAACUGUUUUCUAUUUUGUAAUAAGUAUAAAGAUGCAAUAAAGUAUAUUUUAUCUCAAAA
This is a messenger RNA of Macrosteles quadrilineatus (aster leafhopper), 3324 nucleotides long. RefSeq names its product long-chain fatty acid transport protein 4-like. Gene Ontology annotation, molecular function: long-chain fatty acid transmembrane transporter activity; long-chain fatty acid-CoA ligase activity. Bases 99 to 2216 code for a protein of 705 amino acids. Lineage: Eukaryota; Metazoa; Arthropoda; Insecta; Hemiptera; Cicadellidae. The transcript is spliced from 13 exons. The record is from RefSeq and is a predicted model, not a curated record. Gene Ontology annotation, biological process: triglyceride homeostasis. Gene Ontology annotation, cellular component: endoplasmic reticulum.